Messenger RNA from Mizuhopecten yessoensis (Yesso scallop), 19597 nucleotides. Its product is annotated as usherin-like. The record is from RefSeq and is a predicted model, not a curated record. Gene Ontology annotation, molecular function: protein binding. The coding region runs from base 1 to 15612 and encodes 5203 amino acids. The transcript has 62 exons. Lineage: Eukaryota; Metazoa; Mollusca; Bivalvia; Pectinida; Pectinidae.
AUGACAUCAUUAAGUGGCCAUGUUUCGUCUCAGAUAAUUCUACGUCCAUUUCCACCACUUUUCAAUGCAGCACGUAACCGCCCCAUCACCAGUAGUCCUUCAGUCAGUACCUGUGGAAUCCCGUCCAGAAAUGCUUAUUGUAAGAGUUCUGUGUUUGCUGUGUCUGUUGAACAGUGUACACAGGACUUCUGUGUACAGACUUGCCCCUACAGGACAGCCUUACCCACCCCUGUCAAUCUUCUCAUCGUCACCAGCCCUGACCAAGGACAAUGCAUCGCUGUGGAUACUGUAAACACCAAGCCAGGGAGUGUGACGGGAGAGAAAUCUACCUUUUUCGUGAUGGAAGGGGUACACUGUUACCUUACUCCUGUAGAAACUCCUGUCGUGGGACCUGAGGGAUCUAUCACCAUAGCAGUCUGGGUCUGGCAGCAGGAAGAUAAUUCUGGGACCCUGUUACAGAAAGUGUCAUCCAGUACACAGGAGAUCAUCCUUGAGCUACAGAUAUCAAAGAUUGGUGUGGCCUUCACCUUCAGAAGCAAUGCGGGUGUCUCCACUGUAACUUUACUGGAAAGUUUACCUCAGAGAACAUGGAUACACCUGGCUAUACAGGUGUAUUUAACAACACUGAGUUUUUACCUGAACGGUCCAGGCCCUGGCUACACUACAGCAAGGACUCUGGACCUGGGCAGUCCUAUACUGGACGGUCAAGGUGAAGCUAGAAUUGGUCAGACUUUGUCAGGAACAAACCAGUUUUUAGGAAGGAUUCAGGACUUUGUGUUCUUUGAUGUUACACUGACAAACAGGGAAAUCUCCCAGUUGUACACAGGGACCUUGCCUGAGACUCGCGCCCAGAGCGAAUGUCUCUGUCCACCGUCUCAUCCUCGCAUUAAACCAAACCAGGAACACUACUGUAUUCCCAACGGUGUCCCCGACAACCAGGGCGACACUGAACUACGCCUGAACAACCAGUCACACAACCUCCAGUACAUCAAUGACGGUGACACUCGCUCUAUCUGGAUCUCAAAGUUUCAGGACACAGCGAACAUCACUGUGGAUCUUGGAGAUAAAUUCCAGGUGUUCUACAUUGAGCUGCUGUUCUACAGCCCCAUGCCCAAGGCUGUGUCAAUAGAACGCCAGAAAAACCUGACAUCUUCCUGGGAAAUGUGGCAGAUGUAUGCCGAGAACUGUUUUGAUUACUUUAAACAGCCUGACAACGGACCUUUAACUUCAUCAACAUCUGUCAACUGCAUCAAGUUUGGCACGAGAGUAGAGGAUGUGCCAUAUUCUAAGGGUAAUAUUACAAUGAGUCUGCUGGCUUCUGAGCCUGUGGCACGGCCUGGCUACACCGACUUCUACAACACACCCGAGCUGCAGGACUUUGUGGAGGCGUCGCGCAUACAUAUCCAGUUUAUAGAUCACUACUAUGUCAAUACCCUGAGACACGAGUAUUACGGAGUGUACGAGUUCAGUGUCACAGCAAGAUGUGUGUGCAAUGGGCAUGCAUUUGACUGUGACACUUCUGUUCUUCCAUACAAGUGUAACUGUACUGCGGAUAGUCACACCAUUGGAGAUAAGUGUGACCAGUGUGACCCUUUGUACAACAGUAAACCAUUCAGGAAGGGUGACCAGAUCAAUGCCUACAACUGCAAGGCUUGUCAAUGUUACGGUCACGCCUCUAGCUGUGUGUAUGACAAGGACCUUGACCUUUUCCCAGCCGACCAUGACCUUGGUGGGGGUGGGUUGUGUGUCAACUGUCAGCACAACACUGCGGGGCGGUUCUGUGAUACCUGUGUGACUCUCUACUACAGACCUGUGGGCAAGAGCAAGUUUGACGAGGAUGUGUGUACUAUGUGUCUCUGUGACAAAACAGGCAUCCUUGGCUUCAACACAGACUGUGAAAAGGAGGGGGGCCAGUGUCGUUGUAAGAGCAAUGUUGGUGGACGUCGCUGUGAUGAAUGUAAGCCAGGAUUCUACAAUCUCAACUCCUCCAACCCAUUUGGCUGUGCAUCCUGUGGUUGUGAUGUCCAGGGGACAGUUGCGGCAAACCAGUCCUGUCACGCAAUCACAGGCGACUGCUUCUGUAAACCAAACGUCAGGAAUGCUAAAUGUGAUGCGUGUCAGUACGGGUUCUACAACCUUACUUACGACAACCCGCUGGGUUGUACCUCUUGUCAGUGUAAUCCACAAGGAUCCACCUCCAGUUUCUGUAACUCCCAGACUGGUAUGUGCAGCUGUAAGGAUAACAUAGUAGGUCGUCAAUGUGAUCAGUGUGCUCCAGGCUUUCAUGAUUUUGCCCAGGGUUGUCUCCCCUGUCAGUGUAAUGUCCAGGGUACGGUAGAGGACACGUAUUGUGACGUUGUGACUGGCCAGUGUGUUUGUAAGAUCAACACCCAGGGACAGCGGUGUAGCGAAUGUCGGGAUGGUAGUUUUGGGUUUGGAGCAUCAUCUGUGAAAGGCUGCUAUGACUGUACUUGUAACCUGGCAGGCACACUCAACAGCUCAUUGACCUGUGACAAGACCACGGGCAGCUGUAUGUGUAAAAACAAUGUAGAGGGCACUAACUGUAAUGUGUGUAAGGGCAACACUUUCGGCCUCACCAUCACCAACCCAGAGGGCUGUGAGCCAUGCAAUUGUGAUCCAUCUGGAACCCAGGGAGGAAGUCCUGGUGGGGUCAGCAGUGACCUCUCAUGUAACCAGAACACGGGUCAAUGUACCUGUUUGGCCAAUAGGAUUGGGCGCCGCUGUGAUGACUGUGAUAAGGGAUAUUACUACAACCCUGACCCGGGCGUUGGGUGUAACAGCUGUGGUUGUAAUAUAGCAGCCACAAUCCCACAGACCUUCUGCGAUUCACAAACUGGGCAAUGUCAGUGCAAGGGGGAUAACUCAGGGGUUAUUGGCAGAACCUGCUCUGAAUGUAUGGAAGAAUUCUACCAGUUUAACUCUUUAACAGGAACGUGCUCCAACUGUGAUUGUUCCCCUGCUGGGACUGUGAAUAAGACUCAAACCUGUGACCCUGUGUCAGGCAACUGUAUGUGUAAGAUAUUCGUCACAGAACGGAGGUGUGAUACCUGUACCGCUGAUGCUAGUUUCCUGGAUAGGGCAAAUCCCUAUGGCUGUAGUAAAGAACCCACCCAGCAGCCACCACCGUCACAUGACCAGAUCAACUCCACCACCCUGAAGCUGAUGUGGCAACAGCCGGACUAUCCCAAUGGCAUCAUCAUACAGUACAAACUCUACAGAAACGGCACACUGGUGUUUACUGGGGGAGCAAAUGCAACUGAAUACAUGGACGUAAAGUUGGCAGCGUAUGUGCGCUACACUUAUGUGGUGGAAGCAACAAAUGACUUUGGCAGUGUCCUCAGCUCACCGGUAACAUUCCGCACCCUACCUGGUAGUCCAACAGGUAUGGUCAUUGUUUACAUCACCAAUGUCCAUUCCAGGAGUGCCUCUUUCUCCUGGAACCAACCUGUGAACAUGAAUGGCCCCCUGGUCAACUACAGUGUGACAGCAUCCAGUCCUAGCCGGCCAACACGAGCUGUCCAUUGGACCGGUCUAAGUCGCCAGGCCAACGUCACAGAUUUUGUACCAUUUACAAAUUACACCAUCAUUGUGGAAACAUGUACACCCGGGGGAUGUCUGGACAGCUGGCCUGCUAUGUUUUUAACCAAGUCUGAUAUGCCUUCCGGGAUGAUGGAUCCUAUCAUCACAACCCUCAGUGAAACAGAGCUUCUCAUCAGCUGGCAACCACCCACAGAGGCUAAUGGUGUGAUAAUAUUCUAUGAGUUAUGGAUUCGAGGCUACUCUAUUAACGGGACACGUAACCCUCUAGAGACGAGGAUUUUCCAUCCUAGUGGACAAUUUAACCCACGCCCUACUCUCUCCCCACAAGAAAAUGUCCUACCUCCCCCGGAUACAUCAUUUAAGGUGACUGGACUCAACCCGUUUUCCCUGUACGAAUUCCAGGUGCUUGCUGAGAACAGUGUGGGUAAGGCCGCAAGUGCCUGGGUGAUGGCCAGAACAGGAGAGGCCCCACCCCUGUUUACUCCCGCCCCUACCGUAACCCCGGUCAGCAGUACAGAGUUACAGGUGAAAUGGACGGCCCCCACUAUGGAGGAAUCACGUGGCACAAUACGGUCAUACCUGCUAUAUUACCUGAAGAAAAGCAAUCUCACUGCUCAUCCCUUUGCUCCCCCUUUUAUCUGGACAUUGCUUAGUAACACGAGUGGAGAUACGAUGACCCAUGUGGUGGACCAACUGAAAGCCUACACUAACUAUACAUUCAUGGUCGGUGCCUGUAACAGCAUGGGCUGCAUCAACAGCACUGAGGGAUAUGGCUUCACGCUCCAGGAUGCUCCUAGAGUGAUGGGUAAGCCUGCCGUAGCCAGCCUCAACUCCACUGUCAUACAGGUGGCGUGGGCCCCACCCCUUUACCCAAAUGGACCAGAGCCGCAGUACUCUGUACAGAAGACCACACCUGCCCUCAGCUUCCCCCCACAGGUGGUGGCAGGUACCAGAUUUCCCGGGGGAGGAUACUAUAAGUUCCCAGCAGAAACCAUACCCUCCAACGUAGGGUUUACAGGUAUCCAGCUGUGGUUCCGUACUAGACAGCGAGAUGGGCUGCUGUUGUAUGCAGCUUCGGCUGGCAAACAGGAGGAGUUCUUGGCUCUACAGUUCCGCGCAGGGAGGCCAUGGUUCUUGUUUGAUCCUCAAGGUUGUGUAUCAUACGUAGAAAUAGAUCCCCAAUCUGAUAGUGACCGUACCUAUGACGACAACACCUGGCAUUUCCUGGAAGCUGUGCGAGAUGAUGAAUAUGCUGUUAUCACCAUUGAUAAUGAAUUUAAAGGGCGCAGAGAAAACCGGUGUGCCAGUGGAACCAUCAUCGGACCAAGCUCCGGAUUAUACGUUGGCGGUCUACCCACGGACUACGUUAUACGGAGACAGGAUGAUGACACUCGUGUACAGAUUAUCCGUCAGGGGUUCCAGGGGUGUAUACGAGACAUCAUGAUCUUACACCAGGUGUAUCCUGUGGAGGUGUGGAAACCGCUCGACUGGAACACUGCCGAGACAAAUGACCUUGCCUACUUCAACUGGCAGGGUUGUCCCAUUAACCUGGACCGAGGGUACCAUUUCCAGGGUCAGGGUUUUAUGACCCUCCCCAAUGAUUACUGGACUCUUGGGGACAGACAGGAACUUCGUUUCUCCUUCCGAUCAGACAUGCACACAGGACUUCUAUUCUUCACACAUGGAGGGCCUGGAGUGUAUGCAUUUGUUGCACUUAUAGAUGGUUCUGUGUAUUUUGAAUUCUCCAAUAAUGUUGCUACAGGAGGUGUUACAUUAAAACCCACUGACAAUGAUUUUUGUGACGGGAGGUGGUAUGAUACCUUGAUAUACAAGAACAACCAGGAAGCAACGAUAUCUUUAUCGAAUGGUGGAGGAACAGCAACUCAAGGGGAUCCUAACUUCAAGCUGAAGGUCCAACCCAUAUCAGACCUGUUUGUGGGUGGAAUACCUGUUGAUUCUGAUGCAUACAAUUUCAUUAUAAGACACAAACUCUCAGCACCAUUGGAGGAGUUUGGUGGAUGUCUGGCCGAUCUGAGGAUUGGAGAGUUCAGUCCUUACUACCUGGUUUACAUGAACGCAAUCUCCCUUGUGAAGAUUGUAGAAAAUGUGAACCUAGACGGCUGUACGCCCUACCAUCUCCCUGCUGUAACCUGUCGUGAUGACGUCGUGGAGUACAUCUACAACGGCACAGAGACCACUCAUCUUGAUGCCGACCUUCACCCUUACUCAGAUUAUCUGUACAGAGUGGUGGCAAGCAAUGAUGCAGGCUGGGUGUCCAGUUCCUGGGGUUACGGCCAGACCAAAGAAGGGGCCCCUAUUGGAGUGAAGCCCCCUUUUGAAGUAAAAGUAUUGUCCGGAUAUGUGAUUACUGCCCGCUGGCAGAGUCCUCUCAUUACCGCAGGUCUCCUCACCAAAUACAUCCUGCUGGCGUAUGACCGAAAGAGUCCUAAAGUACCCCCAGUACAGGAAGAGUUCACCAUUGACAAGAUGUAUGGGGAGAUAACGACAGCCAUCCCAAGCACCAACUACUCUGUGAGGGUGGUUGCCUGUACUGGAGGGGGGUGUAGUGAAAGUUCCACCGGUGUCAACGUCACCACCAAGGAGGAAGCCCCAGAGGAAGUUCCAACUCCUACUGCUGUUGCCGCGACAACCUUCCUUACCGUAUACUGGGACAUUCCGGGCCGGCCCAAUGGCGUCAUCACUGGCUACUUCCUCUACCAAGAUGGCCGCCAGAUCUACAGUGGUGGUCAACGAUUGUUCAACAUCACUGGUCUACAGGUGUACACUUCCUACCAGUUCUAUGUCCGAGCCUGUACACAGGUAGGGUGUACAGAUGGACCUGCCACUCUCCUCAGUACAGCCCAGCUCCCCCCUCAGUUUGUAAAGCCUCCUGUCCUAGUGGCUUUAGGUACAACUCGUGUGGACGUACGCUGGGAGAAGCCGGAACAGAUGAAUGGUGUGUUACAGCGUUACCUAUUGUACCUGUCCACAGAGGCCAACUUUAUCGGUGAAGUUGUCUACAACACCUCAGACUUCUUCACCAACUAUAUUGUCCCCGAUCUGACUGCUGGUACCACCUACUUCAUUACCCUCUCUGCUUGUACUAUGGGAGGGUGCACCCUGAGUACAGUGAGUGAAGUGCUGACAGAGGAGAGUGCCCCUGAGGGAGUGCCUGACCCAGUCAUAACCUCGCCCUCCCCAACAGAAAUCAUAGUCACAUGGGAUGUUCCUUCACUUCCGAAUGGUCACAUAGUGCGGUAUGAGCUGUACCACAAUGAGGUCCUAGUGUACCAAGGGAUGACAAUGACCUACCAGGUCACAGGUCUCCUGCCGUAUAGUCUCCACACAUUCAGGGUCCGGGCCUGUACUAUCCAAGGAUGUGGCUCCAGCCUCAUGGUGGACGGACGCACACUCGAGGCAGCUCCACAGGGCUUCAUCGUCAUGACAAUGGAGGUGGAAGGUCCACGUACUGUGAAGGUCAGCUGGAACCCUCCAAGUGAGCAGAAUGGAAUCGUCUAUUACAGUGUCAACUUUGACGGGUCAUUCUAUGCUGAUCCAGAAAACUGGGACUAUGCUGUAAUACAGGAUGCCAGGAGUCUAUUUUACGGAACCAAUCAUUCCCAGUCAAUCUCCAUCACCGGCCUCAUUCCCAUGUCAUCUUACGACAUCCAAGUCAACGCCUCCAACACUGGGGGAUAUAUCCUCUCCAACAUACGUCGUGCUGACUUACCUCAAGGCUCCCCUGAUGGAGUAAAGCCACCCAACCUGUUGUCUGAGUCCCCCUCCAGUAUCACAGCUAUGUGGGAGCCAGUCGGACGUGAAAAUGCCCAGGAAUCACCUCAGUUUGUCUUACAGUUCCGCAAUCUGAACAACGAUACCAUGGUGGAAGAUAUAUUUGGUCCUACCACUUCCUUCAUCCACACCACGAGGGACCUUGUACCUUACACUGUGUAUGAGUUUCGCAUGAAGGCGUUCAACAGUUACGGCUACACGCUGUCCAACUGGAUCUCUUACCGCACACUACAAGACAAGCCUGGUAGCUUUGACCCCCCAUUGAUCGCGGCUGUAGGAGCUCGCUACAUUGACCUCACCUGGCAGCAUCCACUGGAGGCUAAUGGAGUCAUCAAAGAGUACAAGGUUUACCAAAACAAUGUGUUCAGGAUCUUGGUGCUAGGCAAUGACACUAGUUACCGUGCCAUUGACCUUGACCCCUUUAUCUUGUACAACUUUGCGCUGGAGGCGUGUACUGAGGGUGGCUGUUCCCGUACAAAUGACUCCAGUACUGUACGGACAUUGGAGGAUGUACCGGCUGGUUUUGAACCACCCACAGCAAUAUCUUUGACACCAACUUCUGUUGAGAUUAAAUGGACCGCCCCUCUGUAUCCCAAUGGCCUUGUGAGUGCCUAUGAAUUGGAGCGGCUGGCCAAUGGGUCGGAGAAUAUCUACUCCAUCCGGACAGUUUUGCCCACAUCUACCAUGGUGUAUAUCGAUGAUGCGGCAGAGCUGUCCCCAUUCACCACAUAUUUCUACCGUGUCAAGGCUGUUAACGGAGCUGGGUCCACCGCCAGUGACUGGGCAACUAUCGUGACCAUGUCCUCAAGACCAACUGGCAUGUUACCCCCCAAUGUCCAGAUUCUGGGGCCUCGUGCUAUGCGUAUCACAUGGCAAGCCCCGCUGAAGCCGAAUGGCCUCCUGGAGAUGUAUGUGGUGCGCUUGCCAGAGCCGCGACAGGAGAUCAGAAACACCAGUGUGAUGUCACUCAACAUGACUGACCUUCUUCCCUUCAGUACAUUCUCUGUAACUGUUACUGCAUGCACUGAUGGUGGUUGUACUGAGAGCCCUGCAGUCAGCGUGAGGACUGAUCCCACCAUCCCUGAGGGUCAGGCCCCACCCAUUCCCCACCCUGUGUCACAGAAUAUGAUAGCCAUAGCAUGGCAGGGCCCUGGACUAGCAAAUGGUCCUAACAUCAGAUUUGAACUGUCACGCAUGAAGAUUCUGCAGCCCCUCCUAACUAAUCCUGUGGGUUUGAACGUGUGGAGCAGUGUAUUUAUCGGGACAGUGACGUACUAUGAGGACCGGGGUCUUCCAUUGUUUACCACGUUCAAAUAUAGAGUAACUGUCUACAACGAUGUUGGUCAGCUGACCAGCGAUGCUUCAAGGGAGGUAACUACUUAUGGUGGAUUCCCAAGGAAAGAGGCAAACGUGACUGUGGUUCCACUGGAUCAUGUGACUCUCCAGGUGGACUGGGUGACCCCAAGUGUGGUAGACCUACAGGGAUCUGUUACAGUGUUUACAUUGGUGGCUGUGGGCAAGAUGAGGACCAUCAAACAAGACUACACCCCUGACACUCACGGGAUUCUGCUCCAGAACCUUACACCCAACACUGAGUACUCCAUCACUCUCACCAUUACUAUCCAUGGUGAUGCUCAGAUCACCAGUCUACCUGUGGUGGCACAGACCUUGGACGGAGCUCCUGAGGGUUUAGCCAAACCCAGCCUGACUGUUGUCAAUGACACAGCUCUGAGAGUGGCCUGGACCAACCCUGUCAAGGCCAAUGGGGAGAUCACCGGCUUCAACAUCAUCAUCAACAACAACAAAAUACCAACAGGCAUGGUGACUGCGGGGUCAAAGGUCAUCACUCAACUUCUACCCUAUACUAUCUACACUGUCAAGGUGGAGGUGUGUACUGUGUUUGACUGUACUACCAGUGAGUCUCUACUGGUCACAACUGCCGAGGCCCUUCCUCAACAGUUCACCCCCCCUUCUGUGACGGCCCUCAGCUCCAUAUCUGUCCAGGUAGACUGGACAUCUCCUGAACGAUCCAAUGGAAUCAUUCUACGAUAUGACCUCUUCCGCAGCACCAUCAAGCAGUGCUCAGAAAUACCCCCAGCUACUGUGAGUCCUGAGAUCACCAAAUGUACCUACAUAAUGUGUGACAUCUUGGAGAACCUGUGUGGGGGAGUGUGUUACUCUGGCCCCAAGGUGUGCUGUGACGGGGUUCUACAUGACAGUCAGCUGGGCUUCGACUGCUGUGGAAGGGAUUACACAGCCAAACAGAGCCCCGACGACAUCUGCUGUGGUGGACAGUUUCACAGGAAGAUCAAUGAUUACAAGUGCUGCAAAGACAGGUAUGUGAGGGUCCAGACAGGGGAGGUUUGCUGUGAGGACAAGUAUGAGGACCGUAUCACAGUCGGGAUUGGGGAUAAGUGCUGUGGGUCUGUACCCUACUCCUACAUGGGGGCCCAAGUUUGUUGUGGGGACAAGCUGUACGAUGGUUACAACCAGCAGUGUUGUGGAGGAGAGGUAAUAUCCAAUCACAUGGCCUGUUGUGGCGACGCACAGGAGGGGAGCGCCUUCACCGCUCGCCCUGGCAUGGAGUGUUGUGGGAUGAGCUACGUCAUAAUGAACCGGACCCUGUGCUGUACCAGUGAUACUGGCCAUUCUAAGGUUCACAUGUACAAAGAUGAAGAUGCCAAGCUAUCAGCCAAUGAGAAGUGUUGUGGAAUGGAGACAAUUUCAAACAACUUAGACUGUUGUAACUUUGUGGGCUACAACCCACUGACAUAUGUCUGCGCUGACUCAUCCAAUCAGGAGCCAGGUUGCGGACAAGGAACAAUUUGUCCACUGUCUGUCCAGGACUUUGCCUUCUGUGACAUCUGUAAUUUUGACAAAGGCUCUGAGAUUUGUGGGUCAGUCCGAGGCCAUCAUGGAAACAACCCGUCUCCAAACCCGACCCCUGACCCCACAGCUGACUGUAUAGCAACAGAGGAGAGAAUAUAUUCAGGCAUGGAAAUGACUUACACAGAUGAUGUGCUGACCCCAUACUCCACUUAUGGCUAUGCAUUUGCGGCGGUCAAUAGUGCUGGAGGCUCCACCAGUAGCUAUACUAAGGUCAUGACCUUACAGGCCCCUCCAGACAAGGUCAACCCUCCUAAGGUCAACAUUGACCCCUCACAGCUUUAUGUGAUUGACCUCAUCUGGAAAUUGCCACAAAAACCAAAUGGUGUGAUUACGAGGUACAUCCUAACACGUGACGGGAUAGAGCUGUACCGUGGUCUGGCCCAACAGUAUACAGACGACACAACUGUACUACCCUACAGGUCCUACACCUACAUCCUUACAGCCUGUAACACUGCAGGUUGUACAGCCAGUGACAAGGUUACUGUAGCAACAGCGGAAGGGAAGCCAGAGGAUGUUCUGCCUCCUAGUGUCAAUGUGCUAAGUUCUGCCUCACUUGAGGUCUCCUGGUCGCCUCCAGUCAAACCAAACGGUAUUAUAUCACACUACACAGUCACGUUUGAGAUGGAGAAUGGCUUCACCUGGUCUAAUACCACCAUGGGAGUUUCCCUGACCAUCACAGGUUUAACACCAUACACUCAGUACAGCGUGACCCUAGAGGUGUGCACCAAGGGAGGCUGUACUGUCAGCCCUACCGUCCUUUCACGCACUCUCGAGGAUCUACCAAAGGGCGUCAUACCUCCUCGAGUAGUUGUACUAAGUUCCAAGUCAACGCUUGUCUUCUGGAACCCUCCAAGAAACGCCUAUGGCAUAAUAAAAUUCUACUCCAUACUGAGAAGAUGGGCCACAGGGGCCAUGUACAUCUACUUUGGUCCAGGACUGUUUACGACUGACAACUUCCUGAUGCCAGGAGAGACCUACGACUACUUCCUCAUCACCGGAAAUAAUGCUGGUAACACUAGCAGCCACCCAAGAACAUUAACUAUGCCACCAACAGCCUUAGUCAACGUUCCAGCUGCAAGGGAGGUAACUGUGCUUAGUGCCACAAGUGUUUAUAUAGCCUGGGAUGCCAUUGUGUCGGGACAGAUUCCAAUUGAUCAGUACAGGGUCCUUCUAAAUGCUGGUCAGGACUCAGAGGUAGAUAAGGGAGUUGGUCUUGACUUGUCUACUACAGUGACUGGACUGAAGCCAAAUUUUGAAUACUCGGUGCGUGUGACUGCUUGUCUAGAGGGUGUAUCCAAUGGUUGUGCCACAGGGCCAGGAGUGAUAGCGCACACUCUGGAGGCGCCCCCUGAGAACCUGGCUCCUCCGCGUGUCAAGGCCACUGCCCCAAAUGUAGUGGAUGUGUCCUGGACCUCGCCUCAACAACCAAAUGGUGUUAUCACACAGUACCUUAUAUACUACAGAGAGGCUGGGUCAACAGUGGACCUCCUCAUCAACAGGGUCAUGGGUGAUGUGAUGUCUAUUAGACACGCAGGUCAGGACCUCGAGCCCUACACCACCUACGAGUACAAGGUGGUGGCCGGAAACUCUCAGGGAGAUGUGUCCAGCACCUGGACAAUGGUGCGAACGUUAGAGAGUACCCCCGCUGGACUGACAAAGCCGUUCAUCAACUCUACUGGAGCCUUUAGCUUCCAUAUAUCCUGGCAGCCCCCUGCUUAUCCUAAUGGGGUCAUCACCAUGUACACCAUACACUACCGCAUCCUCACCAAUGACCCUACACAGGAGGCACCACUUCAGAUGGUCCAGGUGUCGGAAAACACCCUGACAACGUCAGUCAGUGGACUCGAGCCAUUCUCUAACUAUCAUGUCCACAUAACAGCAUACAACAACGUAGGGAACACCUCCUCAGACAAGGUACUGGUACAGACCGCCCAGUCCUCACCGUCAGGACUGGCAGCAUUUGUGGUGGAGAAGAUCAGUACAGGAACAUCUGUCAUACUGAAAUGGGAUGUCCCAGGGAAACCCAAUGGAGUCAUAUCCAUCUACAACAUUUAUGAGGUAGGCUCUGCAAUUGCCUUAUACAAAGGUCUUAACAGAGAGUUUGAAUUCCGUCGACUUCAGCCCUAUACUGACUACCAUGUUCAAAUGGAGGCAUGCACAGUGGCAGGGUGUACCAGGGGGCCAGUCUACACCUUCGUUACCGCGGAGACCCCCCCUGCUGACCAGUCCUCACCUACCAUAGGAAACGUCACCUCCUCUCGGGUGGUUAUAACAUGGACAAAACCAGUCAGGCCUAAUGGUAUGAUAUCCAUGUAUGAGGUUUUGCGACGGUCACAGACUCGAGUGGUACGGAGAAGUCUGUCGGCCCCUGAAGUGGUGUAUACAACGACAAACGUGGAUCAGGACAGCUAUCAGUAUGUUGACAUGGACCUGGAUGCCUUUUCAGAGUUCCAAUACAGCAUCCGCUCCAGUAACUCCAAGGGAUUUAUCCAGAGUCCCUGGACUUCAGUGUUCACUUCACAGGCUGCGCCUGAGUGGUUAGCCCCACCCACAGUCUCAUUUAUUAGUGGUCACCAGGACAGUUUAAACAUCAAGUGGGUACCGUCGUCCCAGCCGAACGGGAUCCUGCAGAGUUAUCAACUACAAAGGAAUAACAGUGUGCCUCUCAGCUUCACCAUCCAUGACCCAAUGGAGUUCAAUGACACCGGCCUGCUGGCCUACACCUGGUACAGCUACAAAGUCACAGCGUGUACGGCAGGGGGCUGCACUACUAGUGACCCCACUCACUUCCGCACCAAAGAAACGGCACCCCUACUGGUCUCACCACCCUCCAUCAACACAUGGAACUCCACUACACUAAGGCUGGAGUGGCAGAGUCCCCUCACUACUAAUGGCAAGAUUAGUCUGUUUAACCUUAAAAUGGACAAUGCUGUGAUAUAUUCCGGAAUAGCCACUGUUUACAUUCAGACAGGACUAACACCUUACACAGAGUAUUCUUUUGUACUAACAGCAUGUACAACUGGAGGAUGCACUGACAGUGGAGAGGUCAAAGGUCGACCUGAUGAUGACAUACCUUUAGGAUUGAAUGCCCCAAUACUUAAUGUCAUAAGUUCCAAAUCCAUAGAGGUCACAUGGGGACCUCCACAAUACCCCAAUGGUAUUAUCAGCUCCUACGACCUGAGGAGGGAUGGGGAGCUGAUCUAUACGGAGAGCAUCAGUGUGACAGGAUCACUGAGGACCAGCUAUGUAGACUACAACCUGGAGCCUGGUACGGAGUACUCCUACAUCAUCAUCGCCCGCAACAGAAAGGGCAGCGUAGAUAGCUUGGCCUCUAUAGCAACCACAUAUUCUGCCUCACCAAGUGGCCUUGAUCCACCAGUCUUGAGGGCUCUCUCAUCAACUUCUGUCCAGGUUACAUGGCAACCACCUGUACAACCAAACGGACCAAUCAGAAACUAUACAGUGUUUGAAAACAACAAUGUAGUUUUCUCCGCUGGGCCAGAAAUCCUCAGCUACAUUGUGCCAGGCUUAGAAUUUUGGACGGAGUACUCAUUCCGAGUGAAGGCUUGUACUGAACGGGGCUGUGAGCUGAGUGGCAUGACGACCGUCAGCACUCUUGAGGCUCCACCUGAGGAACAGAAGCCCCCGAAGCUGCUGGCUCUGGCAGACCAAGACGGGGCCCAUGCAGGGGUACUCAUUACCUGGGAGCCCCCACUGAAGCCUAACGGUAUUGUUGUAUCGUAUGAAGUAUACAGGCGACAGGUCAUCAGUGAGUUAACAGGUACCUCAUACGGUAAGAUAGCUUUGGUGUACAACUCCAGCCUGCUACGGUACUCUGACCUCGCUGACACCCUGUCAGCCUUCACAGACUACCAGUACAUGGUCACUGCGGUCAACCGUGCAGGCAAGGUUAGCAGUGUGUGGGCAGUGGCUACCACCAAGGAAGGGCCACCACAAGGUCUCGGCCCACCAAUUAUAAAUUCCACCACGGCUACCAGUAUAACAAUGACGAUCAUCCCCCCUACACAACCUAAUGGAGUUAUCCGCCACUACACAGUGCUAGUCAAUGGUACUUUGGGGAGCAGUGGUCAGCGGCUGACUCAGACUGUAGGAGAAAACAUGGCCUUGAUGCCCUUCACUGUUUAUGCCUUACAAUCCCAGGCCUGUACUGGAGGAGGCUGUGCCACCAGUGGGACAGCCAUAGCCAAGACAGGAGCCGCUAAACCCACAGGACUGGAGCCCAUCAGAGUGGUGGAUACCAACAGUUCAACCAUCAGACUUGGCUGGUCUUACCCAACCAGUCCUAAUGGGGCCAUUGUCAGGUUCCUGAUCUACCAGCGGAGGGCAUGUCCUCCAACAAAUCAGCCCUUUCCUCAGACGUGUGUGGUUGGCGACCCCUCGAUUGCCUUCGAUGGUCUAGCCAUAGAGAGGGCCAUAGUGAGCCUACUGCCUUACACAGCUUACGAGUUCCAGAUACAAGCAGAGAACGAGGCUGGCUACGUGGACUUCCCUACCUGGGUUUGGGCAGAAACAAGGCCUGCAGCCCCACAGUAUGUGAAGUUUCCGCUACUCUACAUGAACGGUACAACAGCAGUGUUUGAUUGGCUGCUUAGUUUUAACCUCCAGGGGGAGCUACGUGAGUUCAUCCUGCUUGUGGACGGCCGCGUUGUGUUCCGUGGGGUCAGCUUCCUGCACCAACUCCCAAACAUUGAGCAGGACAAAACAAUGGAGUUUGCGAUUGCAGCCAUUACAGAGACUGGACAGGUGGAAUCACCAGCAAUCAUCUUUGAUCCAAAUGCUAUUGAUAACAUUGGCACCACCCCUAAACCUACCUCAGGCCCUGUACUCCUCGUCCAGAAAAUGUUCUACCAAGAGGUCUGGUUCAUCGUCCUCCUUGUACUCAUCACUGUCCUCCUCAUCUUUAUCAUCAUUGCCCUCUGUCUCCGUCACAUCCAUGGACGCCGUCCCUACAUCCGUGAGCGCACACCACUUCGUCCACGGCACAGGAAGGGGUCACAACCAUUCACGUUCAGCAGUAGCGAUGACAGUAUAUUUGAAACAGAAAUGUCUGGUAGACCUUAUCAUACUAGUAAGCCAGGUCACAUGUUUAGCUCCCGAGGGGAGGGAGUAACCAAUCCUGCAUUCAGUAACAGACGAAUGAUGCAUCUUGACUCGAGUCCAGAAUCUUCUUCAUCCCGGUCAAAGUAUGAGGAUGAUUUUGAUGAUGUGUUGGAUGAUGAUGACAUAGAUUAUCUCUGGAAGAAGGGAAGAGAAAGCACUCUGUUUGGUGAGGAAGAUGAUGACAGUGGGGAACUACCAGCCUAUAGUAUUACAAAGGAACAGACAGUGUUUACAGAUACCCACCUAUAACCUCAUCCUUGUCAUAGAGAUUUAUACGGGGCACAUUUACUUUGAUACUGUGUGUCCAGUGCCAUAUCCCCGACGUCAUCCCCGGACUGUCACCAACCUGCCUUGUCAUUGUGAUUUGUAGAUGGCCAGCUAACAGAUACUGUAUGUGCCCUGCCAUUUUCCCAGGCAGAAAGCCUGAUUCCUUGAUACAAUGUGUAACUAUUCCCAGACUACUGUAGUAAUGAUCCUGUUCAGACGUGGUACUAGAAAGCGGGUGCCAUGGGCGGCAGGCUACCACUUCAACUUUAGGAGUCUGUAAUCUUUGCAGUCAUGUACAUGCAAGGAGGAAUAUCACUCUAUUAAAUUCUGUCUAUUUUAAAUCAUUCAUAUGGAUACAAUUUUGCUUUCUACUAGAAAUGAAGUUGUGCCUUAACUUCAUACAUAUGUAGAUUCCAUUUAUGAUGUGCAAUAGACACUACACAGUUUGAACUUGUGCAAAUUUAAAUUGUAUUUAUUUAAACACUCUAGACAGUGAAGCCCACAUGUCUUAUUUGAUCAAAGCAAUUUUGCCAAUUGUAAUGGAGACUUCAUACAUUUAAGUGAACAAAUGUAUCAUACCUUUCAAGAUGACCCACCGUAGCUAUCAAACUUGCCAAGCUGAUCUGUACUAAUGGUGACCCAACAUACUUACAUACCUGUAAAGGUGACCCAAUAUACCUACAUACCUGUAAAGGUGACCCAAUAUACCUACAUACCUGUAAUGGUAACCCAACACACCUACAUACCUGUAAAGGUGACCCAACAUACCUACAUAGCUGUAAAGGUGAUCCAGCAUACCUACAUACCUGUAAAGGUGAUCCAACAUACCUACAUACCUGUAAAGGUGACCCAAUAUACCAACAUACCUGUAAAAGUGACCCAAUAUACCUACAUACCUGUUAAGGUGACCCAAUAUACCUACAUACCUGUAACAGCAACCCAACACACCUACAUAGCUGUAAUGGUAACCCAACACACCUACAUAGCUGUAAGGUGACCCAACAUAACUACAUACCUGUAAAGGUGACCUAACAUACCUACAUACCUGUUAUCGUGACCCGACAUACCUAUAAAGGUGACCCAAUAUACCUACAUACCUGUAACGGUAACCCAACACACCUACAUACCUGUAAAGGUGACCCAACAUACCUACGUACCUGUAAAAGUGACCCAAUAUACCUACAUACCUGUAAAGGUGACCCAAUAUACCUACAUACAUGUAACAGUAACCCAACACACCUACAUACCUGUAAUGGUAACCCAACAUACCUACAUAGCUGUUAAGGUGACCCAACAUACCUACAUACCUGUAAUGGUAACCCAACACACCUACAUACCUGUAAUGGUAACCCAACACACCUACAUAGCUGUUAAGGUGACCCAACAUACCUACAUACCUGUAAACGUGACCUAACAUACCUAUAAAGGUAACCCAACAUAACUACAUACCUGUAAAGGUGACCUAACAUACCUACAUACCUGUUAUCGUGACCCGACAUAUCUAUAAAGGUGACCCGACAUACCUAUAAAGGUGACCCAACAUUUCUGAAAAAGGUCAGAAUCAACAUUACCCAUAAAAGUGUCACAACUUACCUGUAAAUGUGACCCAACAUACCUGUAAAUGUGACACAACAUACCUGUAAAUGUGACACAACAUACUUGUAAAUGUGACACAACAUACCUGUAAAUGUGACACAACACACCUGUAAAUGUGACACAACAUACCUAUAAAGGUGACCAAACUUACCUGUAAAUGUGACCCAACGUACCUGUAAAUGUGACACAACAUACCUGUAAAUGUGACACAACAUACCUGUAAAUGUGACACAACAUACCUGUAAAUGUGACACAACAUACCUGUAAAUGUGACACAACAUACCUAUAAAGGUGACCAAACUUACCUGUAAAGGUCAGAGUCCAAAAUUACCCAUUAAAGUGACUCAAGAUACCUAUAAAGGUGAGAAACAUACCUGUUAAGGUUACCCAGCAUACCUGUAAAUGUCAGUUUUCCAAUUACCUGUAAAAGUCUCUAAAUUGUAUUUGAUGCAAUGGUAAUUUCUUAUACUGUAUUAAUUUGGAUAAUUUAUCUCAUAUCUGUGUUAAGCUAUCUAAUGUAUAACAACAACCAUGAUGUGAUGUAGAUUAUCUUUUAUCUAUUGAAUUGAUUGUUAAUGUGACAGUGACUUCACAAUGAAAAUGAUUGAAUGACAUCAUAUUAAACCUGUAUGUGUGGAGAUACAAAGUAAUCACUGACAGGGGUAUACGUACACCACCUUAUCAUAUCUAAUAAUAUGCCCAGUCAACUUACCAACUUCUCUGGUCGUUUGAACACCUAGAACCUCAAGUAUUUUGUAUCAAUCAAUACUGGUCCUUUUUGAACAGCCUGUGUCUCAGUUGUUUUGUAUAUUAUCCAGUUAUUGUCCACUCACCUUUACAUGGGUCAAAGAAGUGAAAAUCUUUUGGAAGUUCAACAGUUUAAUUUGAUGGUAGCAAACUUUUUUGAUUUUAUUGAAGAAUGUUAUUCUGAUAUUGCUGAAAGAUUGUAUUGAUAAUACUGAAUGAAUUGCAACCACACCAGAAUAAUUCAAUGUUGUUCAAUUUGUUGUAUGAACCAGGUGGUAGUGCACUAGUUGUUUUUAGCUCACCAGGCCCAACGGGCUAAUUGAGCCUAUCCCAUGGCAUGGCACCCGUUGUCAACCUUUCCUUCAAAAGACAAUUACUCAAGAACAGCUGAAGGGAUUUUGACUAAAGGUGUGGAGCAUUCUGGGCACAAAAGGGGAAAUGUGGGUUAAUCUUUAAACACUAUUCCUGAAGUAUGGGUAUCAGGAUUUUUACCUUAUCAGGGUGUAAUUCAUGACCAAGGGAGUUCAAUGUUUAAUAAAGGGGAACACUUUCAUUGCAGUUGUCCCAAAGGUGAAAUAAGGACUCAUUGGUCAGAUUAUUUCUAAAGCUUAUGUGAAAGAUUAAUUGGCAUGGAGUAUCCUUAGGUCAAAGAAUUUCAGCACUGUAUAAAUGAAGGAUACUGCCCCUCUUGGCGUGGAGUAGCAAAGCAGUAGAUUAAACUACUUCAUAGAAGUGAAUGAAAUGAAAUCAAUAUGAAUGAAGGGUGUGACAAAGUACUAUCGUAUUUUGGCCAUAUCACAAUCAAAGAUGCUCAUUCUCAACUUCCCAUCAAGCUAAUGGUAACCAAACUUGGUGUGAAUAAUGUGCUGAUGGUCCUGACCAGGUUCCAUUAAAUUUUUCAUUAAUUUGGAAUCAGAACUAUUCUAUGAUUUGCUGAUACAUUUGCUAUAAAUCAUCAAUUCCAUGAGAUCAAUUUGAACCAAACAUCAUACCAUGUACCUGUCAUUACUUUUAUUAUGGUGGUUUUUUUUUUAAUUCUUUGGGUCAAUAACAAAUCUGAAAUGGCUAAGUAAAUUUCAACUUCACUUAUUUAGUUGAACAAAAGAAACAGAUGAGGGUUACAGGCCUUUUAUAUUUUAUCACACCAACGUUUUAACACAUCAUUUAUGUACAUAUAUGUAUACUGGUCACAGUAAGUUUUACUCCUGGCAAUCAGAAAUGACAAUACAAUCAAUUUUAAUUGUUGAGGCAAAAUAUCUAUAACAUUUACUGUGAUUUCACAUAUAUCAUCGAAAGUUGUAUUUAUAAUGAUUAUUAUAAUAGUAGAUUUUUAUAUCUAAAUAAACUUGUUUUUGUUUAUGUAGAUUUUAUGUGCAUGGCUAAUGACUACAAAGGGAGAUAAUAAAACAUGAGAAGUUAAGAAAAUUCUGAUAUGUUAUGAAGAUUUGAAAUAUUUGAUAUUUUCUUCAACAGUAUAUACUUGUCUUUGUACAGAAGAUUGAAUCACAAAUGACCUGUGAUUGGUUUUAAUGUACACAGUAAUCUUUAAUAUACACAACCCUGAACAUUUCUUUGUCAAAAUGUGCAAUAUUAGUUUUAAUGAAUAUUCUAUGUAUAAACCACA